Frankliniella occidentalis (western flower thrips) is the source of this 5578-nucleotide messenger RNA. RefSeq names its product FHIP family protein GJ17503. The transcript is spliced from 15 exons. Lineage: Eukaryota; Metazoa; Arthropoda; Insecta; Thysanoptera; Thripidae. The coding region runs from base 173 to 3109 and encodes 978 amino acids. The record is from RefSeq and is a predicted model, not a curated record.
GCAGCAGAUAGUUGUUUUGUUUUUUUGCAGGGACUGCAACAAUUGCAGACAACUGUAACUGGUGAAGAGAAACGGCAAAGAUAUGGCCUAAUCUACGAACAUAAAUUCCUGUUUUACCAGGUCGUUAUCUUUACCAUUAUCAGUAGGUUGAGAUGUUGAACUUCAAGAAAGGAUGAGUUGGUUAAGAAAUGGCUCGUUUCGUGCGAGCCUCAAUAAACGAAUUUCAAACUCCCCACCUAAGGAUGCAGACCCCACUGCAUGCUAUGAGAGUUUCAGGAAACAUUGGCAACAAGCCAAUGAAAUUAUACAACGUACACAGGCUUCAUCAACACCCCUGACCCAGGAUGAUGUUCUUGGUGUUGUCAAUCAUUUGGACCAUAUGGUAACUCUUCUUUUGAUGGAGUUAAGGACAGUGGGAAGUUUGCCGAAUGGUUCUCAAGAUAAUAGUCCAUCAUCUGGUCCAGAGCUCAAUGUCUCAUGUCCUUCCCUUGAAUUUUUACUUAGUGAAAACCUUUUGGAAAAGCUAUAUACCUGGAGUGAAAUUACGGGCAGAUACAGCAAUGCUGUUAGACUGCAACAACUGAAACUAUAUGAACAGCUUGUAAGUCAUUCUCGCCUCCACUUACUCUCCCAUGAGCCAUUCCUCCGGCCCCUGCUCAUGCUCCUUUCAUCAAGUGCUAGAGAGGUGUUUCCUUUUGAAGUUGAAAAGAAAUUAGUUGUGUUACUUUACCAAUUGUGCAUUGCUCUGAUGCAAAAUGUUCAACUUUUGGAUCUCUUCUUUUCAUUGGAAGAAGGCAAAACCAACUUCGUUUUAUUUCAACUUCUUAUUCCAUUUGUCCAUCGUGAGGAGGGGAUUGGUCAGCAGGCAAGAGAUGCCUUGCUUCUGUGCAUGUCACUGUCAAAGAAAAAUAAAAAUGUUGCUCAAUACAUAACACAACAUUCAAAUGUUUGUCCGGUGCUGGCUACAGGCCUCAGUGGCCUUUACUCCCUAUUGCCAAGAAAGCUAGUUGUGGAUGGGGAUGACUGGCAUCAGCUCACACCUGAUGAUGUCACAGAUUUGCCUGAAUUAGCAUCUUUUAUGAACUCUUUAGAAUUCUGCAAUGCUGUUGUUCAGGUUGCUCAUCCACUCAUCAAGACACAGAUGCUGGAAUUCCUUUAUCAAGGAUUUCUGGUUCCAGUAAUGGGGCCUGCCUUGCUUCAGGAAUCUGUUGGAUUGUGCGACGAACAAAUAGACACAGCCCUUGAUGCGUCUGGUCUCAUGGAUGCAUGGAGUACAAUAGAGGAUCUUACUGCAGCCACAGCUUACCUAGAGCUUUUUAUACGAAGUGUAUCCGACCCAGGUCUUCUGUGCUCUUUUGUUCGAUUUCUCUUAGAAGACAAAUUUGAUGGUGAAAGAAUUCUAGACCACCUGGUCCAGCGUAUAAAUUCAAAAACUAGGCUAGGUGUUGUAACUCUUUCACUUCUGGACUCACUAGUCAGUUUGUACUGUGAGGACGUCAUGCUGGAACUUGUUUUCCGUCAUCUUGUUCCGUGCUCCCAUGUAAUGGUUUCCCAAAGACGCAGAGUAAGAGACCGAGAUCCUUACUGUCGUAAUGCUGAACGUUUCCUGUCCUUAGCUCCCUUGUGUUGUAAUGAUAUUCCCACUGCUCCUCCCUCACUGCCACCAAAUGUGUCACCUAGCCCAAAUUUUGGAAAUCGGCCCAGGGCAUCAUCCUCAUGUGAUACCUUAUCAUCGCUCCCUACAACAACAAGUUUAUAUGGUUUAAGGCACAGUGAAAGCCUCUAUGCCAAUUAUCAUGCCUACCUUUGUGAUGCAAGAGCCAAAAUCCAGGCUUGUGCCAGUGCCUGCUCCAAGUGGGUAUAUCCUUAUGAUGGCGAAAGUCCACCUUAUGAAGCAUUCUGUGUGCCACGCCCAGAGAAAAGAGUAGAAUCUCCUCUGAGCAGGAGUGAAGACAAGCAAGCAUCUUCAUCUUCUAAUGGUGAUUCAGAUGUCUUAUCUAGUUUAGAAACAGUUAACAUAGGGGAAUUUGUAUCUACUCAAGGUCGCCCAGAAAAACAGAGUAAUGCUGAAUCUAGUGAAAAUUCUGAUGCAAAUGCAGUAUCCAGUUCUCUCACUACAAAUAAAGAAGAAAAAUCACAGUCCACUGCUAAUGACUCAAGUUUACCAUCAAUCGGGGAAAGCAGUGGAUAUGAGAGCUUUGCUCUUAAAUUUUCAUCAGAUUCAUCCCCUGAGAAUGAACCUUUAGACGACACAGCUGCAACACUGGAAGAUGGAUUACCAACAUCUAUCACUGAGGCUGAAGUUUCUAAAACUACCUCUUUAUUAGAUUCUAAAGUUGAUGGCAAAUGUGUUCAAGAGGGAUCGUACAUGGAUGUGUUCAAAACAACUCCCAAUAUUGGUCCUUUCCUGGAUGCUAUACUACGUAAACUGGAAGGCAUGCUCGACAAUGGCUUAGUAGUCAACUUGCAGUUGACAGGACUAAUUUCUCGUCUUGCAGUGCAUCCUCAUCCUCUGUUACGUUCUUUUCUGCUUGACCAUCUCCUUGUUACUCAGCCCAGUAUUCGAUCACUCUUCCAGGUCCUUGGUACUUUAAAGCACCGCAUUGAUCGAGUUUUGUCAGGCCUAUCAAACAUUCAAGAACUCGUUAUUGAAGCUCAAGAGUUUCUUGUCAACAGGGAAGACAGACUUACAAAUGCUCGGAGGCUUGCUCUUGAAGCCUCUGCCCCAGGAGCUGACAGCGAAUUUACCUCCUUACCACCAAACACCCAUCAUAGAAAUUCCCUUACAAAUGAUCCUUUUGCAAGAGGGGACGGUAGAAGACGUAGUUUGACAUCUACAGUGACAUCAUUGUUUAGAAGGGCUGCCCAAGUUGCUCAACCAAUUCGAGAGCAGUUAGAGAGUGCCGGAGAAACUGGCUCCUACAGAUACUAUCAUCGAUCUAUUACUGCACCAAAGUACGAUGACAGUAAACGCGAGGAUUACAUUCGUAAUGUAGUUCUUUGUGCUGUCAUACUAGAUGAAUGGCUAAAAGAACUUGCUGCUAUAGCUCAAGAGCACUCAGUUUAUUCAGCAAUCACAGAAUAUACCUCAAAUAAUGCUAGAUCAUGAACCAUGUCUGCCUGAUUAGUGAGUGAGUUGUCUCUUGUGAGUCAUAGUAUUUUAGGGCCCUAGCAAUUGUUUCUAUCAAAAUUAUUUUUUUGCUCAGUUGUUAUGCUAUUAUUAGCCAGUGAUUACUGUUACUUCAUGCAGGAUAAUUUUAAAAUUGUGUUCAAAUAACAAAGACUUUAUUAACACCUUGAAAACUUCUUGAAAACCUUUUUUUUAAUAACAUUAAUACCAUAUUCACCUGAGUGUAAGACCCCUCCCACUUUUAAGGCCUCCAUUCAGAAAAAAAAAUUAACGGGAGGUGCCGACACGUGCAGAAAGUGUAUUUAACGUGUUUCCGGGCUUCUGAAGUGUUCGGGACCCCCGCUACUUCCGCGACGAAUUUUCGGGGGAAAAGGGGGGUCUUAGACUCAGUUGAAUAUGGUAUUUUGUUCCUAAAUGCUGGUGUAUUCUAUCAAUAUCUAUCUAUUGACAUGUGUGAUGAAAAUGCCUGUCUUUUGCACAAGUAAUUUAAAGUAACUUUCCUUGAAAGAAAGAUUUAUUUUUAUUAAUCAUAAUCAAAAGAAUGCUUAUGUUGUGAGAAAGUAGAGUUAGUCUUCCUCCUGGAAGUAAGGAAACCUUGUACCUGCAUCUCCUCUGUAAGAACCGUCCUUUUGGCUUGGUUGUCAGGGAAGAAUCUUUACCCUUCAGUUUUAUUUUACUUUGUCUAACAGUGCAACAUGAAUUUUGCUUAUUUAAAUUGCUACAAUACAGUUAAUUCUGAAUCAAUUAUGUUAACUAGCAACCACAGCAAUUACUUUUCUGCCUCAUUUUUUCAUACAUUUAGCUAAUGACUCAUUUUGUCUAGCUUUUCUGCUGUUAGAUGUUGCACUGAACUUUCUUUUAAGUUUUAACGACAUGGUAACUUUCCACUUUUAAUGCUAUGUAGUUGAUUCUGAAUGUUUUGGAAUGGAUGUUAUGUUGAAUAAGUGAUGUUGUUUUACCUUGGGGUUUUACUGUGUAUUUCACCCGACGUCUAAUAUCUUGUUCACAUGUAUUGAUGUCCUUGAUUUUCUCCGUCUUUUGAUUAAUUGACAUUUAACUUCAACUUUCUCUUUGGAUAAAAGACUCAGCAAAGAUAACUAAAGAUAACUAAUAUUGGCUUGAAAAUUUCAAUCAGGGAAUCUUUUUAUCUUUUUAAAAAAUCUACCUACUGGUAUUUGUUUUGUUUGCGGGUUUUUACGUUAUGUGUUUGAUACUUUCUUAUUGUGAUCUUAUCUAGAGUAGUCAACCAGUUACCUGUAUGAUGUUCCCAUAGAUUUGUAUAAUGUACUAAAAUAUUUUAUCAAUGUUUUUCCGUAGGAAGUUUUGAAUUAAUUUGAAAUGUCAAUAUAACAAAGAAGAAUUGAUCCGUCUGCACUACCCUACAUUAUUUAUGUUGUGAGAAAGGGAGAAAAGUCAUGCAUGAGGUAAAUUUGGGGACCUGCUUUUUCAGUCUUUUCAUUUUUAAUACUACAGUACAUACUUUAUUUUAUUUAUUACACUAUAAUUUGUUGCUAUUCUGUAAUCGGUUGUGUUUGGUUGUUAAGGGGAAAGUAGCGCAAAAAUGUUCAUCCUUUCCUUGUUUGUAGGUAAGUGGAAACAUUGAAAGACAGACAAGUACGUAUGUGCAUAACAAGUCUAAUUUCUGUUGUGGGCUGGCCUACUUAUACUGAAUUUGUCACAAAAUUAUAAUCACGAGCUAAUGUGGAAACACUGUUGGUGCUGAGUCAAUUAUCUUCUAGUUUUAUAUGGCUGUACAGUACUUCAGUGUUCUGUUAAUGACCAAAAUAUUACUGUAUGAAGGGGGAGAGAAAUAUGUGCCAUUCCUUGAUAUCUUGCACAUUAUUUGUGUUUUGUGCAAUUGCAAGGUUUUUAAUGUUGUAAUUAUGUUUACUGGAUUGUUGUGAAAUCUGUACUUUGUAACUCUUCCUCUGACUAUGAUUAGAUCCCAAGUCUAUACCAACUUUUCUGUUACUUACACUUUUUUCUUUUCUUUCCUUUUUUUAAAAAUUUGUUUUUGUGAAUUUUGUCACAGUGGUCUUUUACACUUGAAGAGAUGACUAAGGAGCUUUACCAAUUUGACAAUGUUAAAAUGUAUUUUUUAUGCUAAUUGUUUGUAUCUAAAUCUGCACAAAUUUGUAUAUAUUGUAAACUAUGUAUAUGUCUGGGUUUUUAUGUCCAGGGGUGUUUUGUUAGUGAGUCAAUCCUCAUUUCUGUGGCAUGACUUAAUUGUUGAAAUUGUUUUAUAAAUUGUACAUUAAAAUCUUCUCUAUUCUGAAAUAAGUUAAACUUUGUUACUAUUGCCUCCCUGUAAAUUGAUAGUUUUUUCAGUGAGGGUUUUACAAAGAACUAUGCUUGUGGUAUUUUUUUCCACUGUAAUAUGUUUGAUAAAUUAUAUCUAUUCAUUUUAUGUGCAUGUUGCUAAAGUUAAAUACAAUGCAGGAGCAAGCA